ACUCAACAUCAACAGUGAUCAGCUGACAAGUUUAGAGGAGGAGAGUUUGAGAUGGUAUCGUAACUCUGCGGCUCCCCGUCUCCUCUCAAUCUGCGAGGGUUUGUUUUUUUUACACUAAUAAAUUUGUUUCCCGCUUCGGUUCCCCACCCACAAUGAGCAUCAACAACGAUGUGGACGUGGUCCGUGAACGCACCGCCCAGGACACCGAAGAGACUGCACCUCUGUUACAGGGAGCUGUGCUAUCCAGAGGCAGAGGUGCCUCCUUCGCCUCCUCUGUGUUUAACCUGAUGAACGCAAUCAUGGGCAGCGGCAUACUGGGUCUAGCUUAUGCCAUGGCUAGCACUGGAAUAGUUGGGUUUUGUAUCCUGUUGGUGCUGGUGUCCAGCUUGGCUGCGUACUCUAUACACCUCCUGCUGAAGCUCUGUGACCAAACAGGUAUCAAUUCAUAUGAAGACCUCGGAGGGAAAGCCUUACAAAAACCAGGAAAAGUUCUGGUUGGAAUCGCUAUUCUUAUCCAAAAUAUCGGUGCCAUGUCAUCCUAUUUGUUCAUCUUGAAGUCGGAGCUUCCUGCAGCCAUCAACAGCCUCCUGAGUGCAGACAGCCCAGGAAAUGCCUGGUAUGAGGAUGGCAGGCUGCUUCUGAUCAUAAUCACACUUUGUGUCGUUCUACCUCUGUCAUUGUUGCCUAAAAUUGGCUUCCUGGGAUACACUAGUAGUCUCGCCUUCUUAUUCAUGCUGUACUUUGCAGUUGUGGUCGUGGUCAAGAAAUGGUCCAUCCCCUGCCCACUGCCCCACAAUAUAACGUCCCUUUCAGGUGCCUUGAAGAUAUCAAAUUCCUCUGACUCAGAGUGUUCUCCAAAACUCUUCGUCAUCUCUAGUAAGAGUGCCUAUGCCAUCCCCACCAUGGCCUUCUCCUUUCUGUGCCACACGGCUGUCCUGCCGAUCUACUGCGAACUGGAUCGACCUACCAAAGCCAGGAUGCAGAAGGUCACGAAUAUCGGCAUCAGCCUCAGCUUCUUGCUGUACUUUAUUUCUGCGCUGUUUGGCUACCUCACCUUCUACGCUCACGUGGAAUCCGAGCUGCUCCUCAGUUAUGAUGCAUACUUGCCCCGGGACAUCAUGGUGAUAGCGGUUCGACUGGCCAUCCUCCUGUCUGUGCUGCUGACUGUGCCACUUAUACACUUCCCUGCCCGUAAAGCUGCAAUUUUGAUGCUUUUCGGGGGGCGUGCCUUUUCUUGGCUGAUCCACAUCGCUGCAACUCUAACCAUCCUGUGUGUGGUGCUGAUACUCGCCAUCUUUGUGCCUGAUAUCAGAAAUGUGUUUGGAGUAGUAGGAUCAACAACAUCCAGCUGCCUCUUAUUUGUCUUUCCGGGCAUCUUCUACCUCAAAAUCAGCAGGCAGCCCCUCAGGUCCUUCGACUCUGUUGGGGCUGCACUACUCGUGGUCUUUGGCGUGAUUAUGGGAGUCAUCAGUUUCUGUGUUAUCGUCAUCACAUGGGCAAAGAGCUCCUAGCCCCCUUCUGGUCUCCUCCCCCAGACCAACAACAAAACCAAAGAAAAUGAAGCGCGCACCAAACAAACUGAAAGUUGAAUAAAUAAAGGGAACAGCAUCGCCCCCAGGCAUUUAUUUAUGAUAAAAUUAUUCGACAUUUGGAAAGAACAUGAAAAAAAACAAUCUCAGCUCAAUGUUUACAUCUCCUGUACCGCACUGACCUUUGUACUGUACCAAAUUCAGGGCAAGUCUUGUCUUUUUUUUUUUUUUUCAAAUCUGAUGUGUGGGUUUGUGAUACAAAGCUGUAAAUUUACUUUAAUGUGCUUGUUUUUUCAUUUCUACUUGUUCUGUGUUUGCGAUUUUUGCACUUUAUGUAAAUUAUUGACCACCCGAUGAAGACUACAUCGAAGUUUACUGCUUUCCUAAAUUUUGUAUGUGACACUAUAUGUAUUUGUAAACACAGUGGGUUUUAUGGAUCACAUUUAUUUUUUGGGGCAUUUGUUUUGAGUGUCUUUGAGCUUUGAGCACUCUAAAAUCAGGUAAAACUAUUUCUGCUCCAUCGUCUACUGCGGUGAAUGUGAUAAAACCGGUGAUCAGUUUGUUGGUUCAUUAUAGCGCACGCCAUGUGGGCCUAAUUUAGAAUGAUGUGUUAGAUUGUAUCAAAUUGCCAGCACUUGAUAAAAGAGACGUUGUUUAUGUAAUGA
Messenger RNA from Pundamilia nyererei, 2194 nucleotides. RefSeq names its product solute carrier family 38 member 6 (gene slc38a6). Gene Ontology annotation, biological process: amino acid transmembrane transport; L-glutamine transport. Gene Ontology annotation, molecular function: L-glutamine transmembrane transporter activity. The transcript has 16 exons. Bases 153 to 1511 code for a protein of 452 amino acids. NCBI's taxonomy places the organism in Eukaryota, Metazoa, Chordata, Actinopteri, Cichliformes, Cichlidae. The record is from RefSeq and is a predicted model, not a curated record. Gene Ontology annotation, cellular component: plasma membrane.